Rhineura floridana is the source of this 6736-nucleotide messenger RNA. It is a transcript of the gene ITGB3, whose product is annotated as integrin subunit beta 3. Gene Ontology annotation, biological process: cell adhesion mediated by integrin; integrin-mediated signaling pathway; cell migration. The transcript is spliced from 15 exons. Gene Ontology annotation, molecular function: integrin binding; fibronectin binding; fibrinogen binding. NCBI's taxonomy places the organism in Eukaryota, Metazoa, Chordata, Lepidosauria, Squamata, Rhineuridae. The record is from RefSeq and is a predicted model, not a curated record. Gene Ontology annotation, cellular component: cell surface; focal adhesion; integrin complex. The coding region runs from base 299 to 2662 and encodes 787 amino acids.
CCCAGAGGUCGUAAGGAAGGCAGGUUCCCUCCCCAGCGGAGGGAAGGCCCUUCUUUCUGGGAGGGGAGGAUCGCGCCAGGAGCUCCAGGCUGAGGCGGCGGCGGGGACACUCCCACCCGCAGCCCGACUCCCGUCCCGUCUGACAGCUGUUUCCUCUCGCCAGCCCGUGAUCUGCUUCGGUCUUGUCACGCAGAACGGCACUCCUCCGAUCCCUGCGGUGCACGAGGCUGCGGAAGCUGGCGGCUCCUCUGCGGGACGACUUCCCACAAGUUCUGCUGCCCCCUCCCGCGCCGCGACCAUGGGCAAACUUGCCAUCCCUUUCCAGGUCUUCAGGCUGAUCCUGUUCGCCGCCAGAGUUUCGGGUGCUGACAUCUGUGCUACACGAGGAGUGAACUCAUGUCAACAGUGCUUGACUGUGAAUCCACAUUGUGCUUGGUGUUCCCAGGAGGACAUGCCAUCAGGAUUUUCCCGCUGUGACUUGAGGGACAAUCUCCUUAACAAUGGCUGUUCAAAUGACUUUAUCGAGUAUCCAAUCAGCCACACUGAAAUCCUGGAGGCCAGGCAGCUCAGUGACAAAGGAUCAGGGAACGACAUCACUCAAAUGACCCCACAGAAGAUUGAGCUCUACCUACGGCCAGAUGACUCCCAAACAUUUUCAGUACAAGUGCGCCAGGUGGAGGACUACCCUGUGGACAUCUACUACCUAAUGGACUUGUCUAAUUCCAUGAAAGAUGACCUCCGUAACAUCCAAAACCUUGGUACCAAGCUAGCCAUGGAAAUGCGCAAAGUGACCAGCAACUUGAGGAUUGGCUUUGGAGCCUUCGUGGACAAACCCCUGCCUCCUUACAUGUACAUUUCCCCUCCAGAAGCCAUCAAAAAUCCAUGCUAUGACUUGAACCCCCCAGAUAAUCACUGCCUGCCGAUGUUCGGAUACAAGCAUGUCCUGGCACUCACAGAUGAGGUGAUGCGUUUCAACGAGGAGGUGAAGAAACAGAACGUGUCGAGAAACCGUGAUGCACCAGAAGGAGGAUUUGAUGCUAUCAUCCAAGCAGUUGUCUGUGACGACAAGAUUGGCUGGAGACCAGAUGCUUCCCAUUUGUUGGUCUUUACUACAGAUGCCAAGACACACAUUGCUUUAGAUGGGAGACUGGCAGGGAUUGUGACACCCAAUGAUGGGCAAUGCCACUUGGACAGCAACAAUUUCUACGAAGCCUCCACCACACUGGAUUAUCCAUCCCUUGGCUUGAUGACAGAUAAACUCUCCCAGAAAAACAUUAACUUGAUUUUUGCUGUGACUCAUACUAUUGUAGGUCUCUACCGGAACUACAGUGAGCUGAUCCCUGGCACUACUGUAGGAACCCUGUCAACUGACUCUAGCAAUGUUUUGCAGCUCAUUUUGGAUUCAUAUGGGAAAAUUCGUUCCAAGAUUGAACUGGAAGUGCGCAAUCUGCCAGAUGAAUUGUCCCUCUCAUUCAAUGCCACCUGCCUCAACAACGAAGUUAUUCCUGGUGUUAAGUCCUGUGUUGGCCUUAAGAUUGGAGACACGGUGAGUUUCAGCAUUGAGGCAAAGGUGCGUGGGUGUCCCAAGGAACGGCAGAAGACUUUCACUAUCAAGCCAGUGGGCUUUGAGGAUAGCCUGACAGUGCUGGUGAACUUUGACUGCGAUUGCCAUUGCCAAGAGGAUGCCGAGCCAAACAGUGACAUCUGCAACCACGGCAAUGGCACCUUUGAAUGUGGCAUGUGCCGCUGCCACCCAGGCCGGCUGGGCUCCCACUGUGAGUGCUCUGAGGAGGAGUAUGGCCCCUCCCAACAGGAUAACUGCAGCCCCCAUCAGGGGCAACCCCUUUGCAGCCAGCGUGGUGAAUGCAUCUGUGGCCAGUGUGUUUGCUACAGCAGUGACUUUGGCAAGAUCUCUGGCAAGUACUGUGAAUGUGAUGACUUCUCCUGCGUCCGCUUCAAGGGGGAGCUCUGCUCUGGUCAUGGGAACUGUGUCUGUGGCGACUGCGCCUGUGACCCCGACUGGACAGGAGCCUACUGCAAUUGCACCACUCGGACCGACACCUGCAUAUCUAGCAACGGGCUGGUGUGCAGCGGGCAAGGCCGUGGGUACUGUGCCUGUGGGAAAUGCGUCUGUACCCAGCCUGGCUCUUAUGGAAACACCUGUGAGAAGUGCCCAACCUGCCCUGAUGCCUGCACUAUCAAGAAGGAGUGUGUGGAAUGCAAGAAGUUUGAAAGAGGGAUCCUGAUGGAGCAAGAGACCUGCAGCCAGAACUGCCGGGAUGAGAUUGAAUUGGUACAGGAGCUUGGAGACAAGGGGAAAGAUGCUGUAAAUUGUACUUACAAGGAUGAGAAUGACUGUGUGGUACACUUCCAGUACUAUGAAGACUCCAGUGGCAAGUCCAUUCUCUACGUCAUUGAGGAGCCAGACUGUCCUAAGGGGCCUGACAUCCUGGUAGUUCUCCUUUCGGUGACUGGAGCCAUCUUGCUUAUUGGUUUGGCUACCCUGCUCAUCUGGAAACUGCUUAUAACUAUCCACGACCGGCGGGAGUUUGCCAAAUUUGAAGAAGAGCGGGCCAGGGCCAGAUGGGACACGGCCAACAACCCAUUGUACAAGGGAGCUACCUCCACCUUCACCAACAUCACUUACCGGGGAAAUUCAUGAAGGAAGACAAGGCUUUACAGGGCCUUCCCUGCUCAAGUUUACAGAACAAUCUGUGUUGUGCUGGCAUGUGUGUUGUGGGGUGUGUGUGUGUGCUGUUGCUCACAUUGUUCAAGAGCCUUUGCUUUGUGUUGUUCCACUAUCACGUGAGAAUGACUGCACUAUGAUUAUUUCAAGAUUCUCUGUUUACCUCAGCUCAUCUACUACUGUGGGCUGGACCCGUACACUGAAGGAGAAAGCAGGCCUCUCUCAUCAGUGGGAACAGCAUUGUACAACUCGGGGGGGGGGAGAGUCACAGGACACUCUAGUUUAAUAAAAUUAAGGGGCAGGAAUGUUGAGGUACAUAAUCUAAAAGGGUUUUACUAGUGGAGUGAGGGUUCAGAAACAAACUUCACCAAUUCAGAUUACCUGAGCUGAUUGCUAACUGAACCCAAACUCCCUCUGAAGUUUCAGGCCUGGCUUGAAAUGGCACAGCUAAUGAAAUCUAUCUCUUGCUGUUGCCAGCCUUUUCCCCUUUUCAUCCAAAUUUGCCAGUCAGUGGCUCAAGUGGCCAUGGGAAAACUUUGCUGCAGGGCCUCCAUCAUGCCUUAGGCAUUGCUUGCCAUCAUUCCUGCUACAAGGAUCCAUUGGAGAUAUAGUUACCACGGACCCCGACUCCUAGUUGAAAAGCUUUCAGAAAGGGGGACUGGGAACUCAUUGUGGGAAUUAUGGAGUCCCAUGGCCCUGUAGUGCCGCUGAUACAGUUGUGAACAUGAUGGGGCUGAACUUCAGAAAUAGAAAGUACUUUGAGGAAAAAAAUAUUUUCAGAACCCAUUCCAAACAACUAGUUUUUACUGUACUAGAAGAAAGUAUUGCAUAUUGUUUUUAGAAUAUACCUCUUGUCAUCCUUAUCCCCAUAGAUCUCUGGUGUUUAAUUUCUAGAAAAGAGAUGCUGUUGCGUAUUCAAGCUUGCCUGGACAUUUUGUGACCCUCCCUAAUCAUUCAUAGGUAUGUGAAGGGCUCAGUUUGGUAAAGAAAAAAAGGCACCCUGCAUAUGCCUGAAAGUACUUCUUACAUUAUAAUCUCACAUGUUCUAGGCUGAGCUUCUGGCUCAAAUUAAGCCCUGGAUAGUGCUUCACACAACAUUCCUCACCUUUGAAUGUAUGGCUACAGACCCACUUGAUCAUAUUGGGGUGGGUUUGAGCAAGGGCCAUAGUUCAUUGGUAGAACAUUUCUUUUGCAUACAAAUGGUCUCUGGUUUAAUCUACAGCAUUUUGGUUAAAAGGAUGUUAUGUAGCAAUGCUGGAGAAGACCUCUCUCUCUAAUAAGACUUGGGAAAGUUGCUUCCAGUCAGAGUGAAUAAUAGCAGGCCUAAUGGCCCAGUAGCUUGGCUCAGGUAUCUUCAUAGGCUCAUUUGUACCACAUAAAGCAGGAAUCCCCUUAUCAAGAUGUGUUAUAUGUCUCUGAAUUGUCAUUGUCCCCCGUGCUCCACAAUCCUCAGAUGUUCCCCCUGUAGGUAAGUUCUUCUCACCUCCUGCUUUUCACUCAGGGAACCAAAGAUUCACCUUAAGGAGAUGAGACAUCAGUGUCCUGAGUGACCUAAAAUAUUUUCCUCAGGUUUUUUGAAGGAGGUUGGGAAUGUGCUGAAGCAGCCUGGCUAAUGAAACCCUCAUUGCCCAAUACAGAUAGCCAAAUUCCCCCAUCCAAAUUGGGCUGUGAACUAUUCUGAUAGACUCAGGUAUUUUCACAAUUGGCCAUCCUCACGGUGGGGGGCGGGGAGACUCUCAAAAGCCAUUGUGGCUGCUUGACCUGAGACCUGUGAUGAUUUAAAGGAGUGGGAGCAGCAGCAAUCUAAAUCUCCUUCCUCUGAUUCCCACUCCACUGCUCACACCAGUGCUUCUGUCACCCUAUGCUUCCCACAUACAUGCUGGUUGCAGCAGUCAAAGUGUUGUACAUUUCUGUCACAAACUCCUUACUCUGGAAUUAAGAAAAGGAAGCUCAGUGCUGCAAUUAACACAAUCUUUUGGGAGUGACAAUUGGGGAUGUGCUAGAAUUCCACCCAAUUCAGAUUUGGUAUUGAAUUUUCCAUUUGGUACUGAAUUUUCCUAAGUCGUUGAGGAUCAGAUUUUAAUGUAGUGAGUUUCCACUGCUGUUUUUGAAAAUGGACUUUUCUUUAAAAUAUCUGCAUCUAAAAUAUCAAUUUUAAGAAUGAACAGUUAUCAAUAUUUCCUUUUAAAAUAUGGAUAUUUCCUUCAAAAAUAUAUUAAUACCAAUAUUUUGUCCAAGUGAAAAAAACACCCAUGAAUUGGUAAAAGCAGCAUUUAGCAGAUCAAGAAUGAACUCGAAUUGAUGCCAGCCUGUUUGGUUGAUGGAAUUUUUCAAACUGGCACCAGCCAAUAGAUCCCAUCCCUAGGAAUACAGGUUUACUAUCAGAAGGUGAGUUCACUCAGUAGUAGGGAUCCAGUGCCUGGUGCCACUUCAAAAGCAUUCUGUCAACCUAACAGGCUGGUAUAGAUUUGAGUUUGUUCUUUGUCCACUAUCUGCUGCUUUUACCAAUGGGUUUUUGUCCCUUCCAAAACUAUUGAUAUUUUGAAAGGAAAUAUCAAUAAAGGAAAGAAAAUAUAAAUAAAAUUAUUAUUCUUAAUAUUGUUAUUUUGGAUUUUAAAAAUGUUUUCAAAAAUAGCUGCAGAAAAUCACUACAUAAAAAUCCCAUCUGCAGUGAUAGAAAAUAAGCAAAUUAAUGGAAAAUUCAGUACUAAAUCCAUAUUGAAUGGAAUUCUAGCACAUCCCUAUGCAGUAUCAAUGUCAAGUUACUCCUUUUCCAUUCAUACAAGAGAUUUAUCCUCUCAGAUUUUCCAACCUCCCCCCCCUACCAUUCCACAUGCCCUCUUCCAGCUUUGUUAUCAACUGGUAUGGAUUUAUGGAAGGAAGGAGAGGUGCCAGGAAGUGGGGCUGGGAUCAGAGGGGCAGGGCUGUGUAAAUUUGGUGGAAAACAAGUCUGCUGUGGCAAUAAUGUAAUGAAGUCAAGACUGUGGUACACAUAAAUAAAAUCAAAUUGAUUCAGCCCACAAAUUUGGCUUGCUUGUCUUAUUCAUUUGUCUGUUUUUUGCUUUUAACCCAUUGACAGCUUUAAUACAACACAAAUUGUUGCUGAAGAAAUAAAAAUUCUGAAGCAAAUCUAAAUAUUCUACAAACUAAAUAAUAAGUGGAUUGGACUACUUUCCAAUGAGGAAAUACUACAGUUUUGAGGGGGAAAUGGGUUGUGAGCAUGAUCGAGGGUUAUAAAAUUAUAAAUGGAUAGAAGAGGGUUUUUUUCCACAAUACUGGGAGGCAGGAUUACCCAGUGAAAUUGCUCAGCGAAAUCUGGGAUAAAACAUAAACCAUUCUCAGUUUUACAGCAGGGCAGGUCUAAUCUUCAGAAAGAAACAUGAGGCAGUAUUAAAUACUCUAAUCUACUGAUUGCUAGACUGGCCUGUGCUUAUCAUUGUAAAUGCAGAGAUCUUCAAAACAAGAAUGCCUGGGGAAAUUGUGGGAUAAUCUAUUAUUUACACUGAUAGCAUUCUGUGAAUCUUCAAAUGCAUUUGAACUUGUUAAUGAAAUAUGGACCACAUUCGUUGUUUUUAUAAAGAACUUUUUGCAACUAAGUUAUGGCCAAUUUGAACCCUAUGUAGAAGGUAAUCAUCUGCCUAUUGUAAACUUAUUUUAUGUUACAGAAAGGUGGCUUUUAUAUGGAGCAUUUGUCUUUCCCCCUAUGUUUUGAUAUUUAUAUCAAAUCUUUAAUAGCUUUAUAAUAGACAAAAGGAUGAACUGGCCAAAAUAGUACUGGACAGAAUCAAUAGACAAAAGGAAGUGUUGGAGCAACAGUGACAUCUAGGGACAUUUUGUAGGAGUUCAUCAAAUACUGUAUAUAUUCAGUAGUCCUCUGUACGGGCACCCAAGAGAGAGAUUCUUGAAACCUCUGUUGUCUCAGGGAAGUGGGAAUGCCCUUGUAGAAUCAAUACAAUUCUUCCUGAGUGAUACUAAUGGUUACAUGACAUACAAAGUGGCUCUUUUUGCGCUUGCUGCGAAAAAGAUUAGAACUAGAUAAAAUUGCUACAA